Molecule: messenger RNA, 483 nt
Organism: Aspergillus ochraceoroseus IBT 24754
Lineage: Eukaryota; Fungi; Ascomycota; Eurotiomycetes; Eurotiales; Aspergillaceae
Exons: 1
Coding region: 1-483 (160 amino acids)
Biological process (GO): regulation of DNA-templated transcription
Molecular function (GO): DNA-binding transcription factor activity, RNA polymerase II-specific; zinc ion binding
Source: RefSeq, a predicted model, not a curated record
AUGGCUGAUGGACCGGUUUCCUACCUGGAAGCUCCCGAAAACUACACCCGGAUCCAAAAGAGCAAGACGCAAGGCUCGUGCAUGCUUUCUCGGUUUUCCAAAUGGCUUUGGUCGGGAUGGGACGUUGGUCGAUCUGAAGUCCCCGAUAAUCUGCGAGCUGCUGGGGACUCGAGCGGCACUAAGCUCGAAGCGAGCGCUGGCGCCAGCGCACCGCGCACUAAACGAAUCCCACGAACCCACACGUCGGGGGAGAUGAAGAUCCGAUCCCAGCCGCAGGAACAGCUGCAAGAAGAUCUCACGCAGGAGGCCUUUCCCUGUCGGGCUUGUAAAGCUUGGGGUGUGGCAUGUGAUUUGCAGAAACCGCAAUGUGCACACUGUGUGGACCAGCAACUUCUCUGUUUUUACGUAGCCCCGCUGCGUCUCACCAUGAAGCGAUCGAAAAAGGUACCAUCUGCUGGGGACGACUCGAUUACACAUGAUUGA